AUGGAAAUCUCAAAUGAAGCGCAAAAAUGUAUCGGGGUGAUGCAGGCGGGAAAGGGAAGUAAUGCAGAGCAGGGCUGCAAAGAUUCAUCGUGUGGAAAAGGAAACAGUGACAGUAAUGAGGUCGGAAGCAAGUCGGGAGAGGGGGACGCAAAUAACGCCGGAAAUUGCAAUAACAGCGAAACACUUAAGACAAGCGAAGGGGCAGAAGGCCAAAAGGAAAGCAACAUGAACCCAAACGAAAACGAUAUGAACAAAACCGUUAAGGGGAAAAAAAGGAAAAAUUCGAAGAAAAAGUGUUAUAAUAAAAAUAAGAAAGAGACGGAUUUAUGCUCCUCAGAAAAAACGCCCAUCCAGGAGAACGGCUUGCCUAACAACAGCAGCAACCUUGGGGAGGAAAAAGCAAAAGGUGAGGAAGGUACAAAAAAGAGUGAAGUAAAUAAUGCCCCAAAUGUUGAAUCGGCUAAAAAGGGAGACGAAAAACAAAUGGGCAAUGGGAACAGCAUAAAGGGGUAUAAAAAUGGACAGGAAGCCGAAACGAGUAAUGUUAAGGCGGAUGAGGCGGGACCGGACAAAUCCCCAGACGGGGAAACAAAGACAAAGAAAAAAAGAAAAAAAGCCAAAAGGAAAAAGAAAAAGGGUAAAGUUGCGGGAGAAGAUAAAAGCGAUUUCAAAGGCGAUGACAAAGGCCAUGGCGAAGCAGGUGACGAAGAGAUUAGCGGCUUGACAAAAAUUAAAGACACGCUCACAAAUGAUCACAGCAAUGAAAAUGCCAGUACCACCACGGCAAUCAGCACCAACACGGAUUGCAACACAAGGAGGAAGAGCGUUGUCAAAAGCACCAUCGAUUCUGCCAACCUUUACAACAAUGACCUCACGACCGAUCCAGUGGAAAACCAGAAACAGAGCAAAAAGAAGAAGAAGAAAAAAAAAAAAUCAUCAAAAGGGAAUCAAACUGUGCAAAAUGGUAAGACACAAAAUGGGGAGGAAAAUCUCUCUAAAAAGACAAGCGGGAAUCAUCACGCCGUGUACAAAAUACCUAGCAAAAGUAUGACCAAAGAUCAACUUAACAAUCUGGCAAAUAUUAUUUAUAAAAAUAGCAUUGGUUAUGGUCUCCCCCAGAAGAGUGUAGCUAGUAACUUCAGUCCUAAUCCAUGUGAAGCUUCGUGUAGUAAUAAUCCCCUCAAUUUUAUGAACAUGCAGACUAAAAGGAACAUGCUGCAAUUGGCAAAAAACGCAAAUUGUAAAUAUGGCUUCAGUGUGGACAAUCAGGUAUACUCAAAUUGCAUGUACGGGCCGGUCCCCUUCCGCAACGCAAAUGAGUGCUACGAUUUUUCGUAUGAGGACGGGGUUCCCGGUGGCAUGGGGAAUUUUUUCUACGGAAGCAACAUGUCAGGGAAUGCCCUAAUGGAGAGGGCCCUCUCGUUGCAGGGCAUGUACAACGUGGGAAGUGCGAAUGCUUUGGGCGAUGUUGGCAAUGCUGGUGGCUUUGGCAGCUUCAGCGGAACCACCUUCCGAAGACAACGAAAACUUCCACCGCGCGGAAAUGACAGCUUCGCUCGAAGCGCGAAUUACGAAUUGGGCAAGAAGAAAGUGGAUCUGCAAAAUGGCCACACGAUGAGGUUCAAUUCGGCUGCCCCCAGUGCGAAAUAUUUGCACUUUGAACAGAAUCAAGAGGAUCUAACUUUCAGCAAACGAGAUAGUAACAAAAAGGGGUACUACCACAACGGGGGUAGAAGUAUGCCCAGGGGUGGACAGAUCCUCCAUGGAGGCGUCAGCAGCACGGUGACUGUAGCGAAAAUGGCCAACAUGGGCAGCGCAAUGAAGGAGGAAAACUUUUCCAGCGCGUCUAACUUUGCCUACUUUACCAAUGGGGCGAACCCAAACAUGAGAGGGAAGUACCCCCAACAAGGGAACAUCCAACUGGGCAAAAGCCCUGUGGUUCCAGGCAUGCGGAAUGAUGGUACCUACGCGCCUAUGCAAAGGGGGACGUGUGACGCAUAUUACCCCAACACAAAUGCUGAGAUGGUGCAGAGGAGGCAGUUCACUAAAGGGAUUAGUGCCCCAUUUCGGCCCUUUAAAAUGCAAAACAAUGUUGCUAACAGUGGGGGGUUCCCACCAAAUGCGGGAGAAAGGGAAAACUACAUCGGUGAGAAGAAUGCACAGGGAGGAAUAGCAGCUAAAGAGAGGGAGAAGACACCCAAACUAACUGACCCAACAACUUGCGAAAAAGGAAAAGCAGCCAACUUGGAAGUCAAUAAAGAGAUCCACAAAUUCAUAGACUAUUGUGUGAAAAAUUAUGGAGACAAAUACAUUGCAAAUGUUUUGCAUGAAUUUUCUCCAAACGGAAUUGGUGAGAAGUACGAUGAAUUGACGAACAUUUUUAAAAUAAAUAUAAGUGAGGAAAACUUGAACGCUUUGCAGAUGCUGGAGAGGGACGGGGGUGGUGAGUUGCCUGCGUUUUUGAAGGGCCACACGGAGGUGGGGGGGGAAGCAGAAGUGGACCCGCCUAAAGAGGAAUCGCUUAAAGGGGAGUUACCUAAAGAGGAAUCGCACAAAGAUGAACAGCUGAAAGAUGAACAGCUGAAAGAUGAACAGCUGAAAGAUGAACAGCUGAAAGAUGAACAGCUGAAAGAUGAACAGCUGAAAGAUGAACAGCUGAAAGAUGAACAGCUGAAAGAUGAACAGCUGAAAGAUGAACAGCUGAAAGAUGAACAGCUGAAAGAUGAACCGCUGAAAGAUGAACAGCUGAAAGAUGAACCUCUGAAAGAUGAACCGCUGAAAGAUGAACCGCUGAAAGAUGAACCUCUGAAAGAGGAGCCACCUAAGGAGGAACCGCUCAAGGAGGACGCCCCCCCAGGCGACGCGCCGGACGCAGGGAACGUGUUCCAGGGGGACCCAUCCCUGAACGUGACGAUCCCCCCGGGACUGAGCCUCCCAGACAUAAACCGAGCCCUGUUGCACGGCGCGUACUUAGACAACAUCUCAGUGGUGAAAAAGUGCCUCGAGAAAAACGCAGACAUAAACUACUUUGACAAAAUUGGAAGGAGAGCUUUACAUUAUGCAUGUGCAGGUGGAUACUACGAAAUAUGCAAGCUCCUGAUAGAGAGUGGAGCCAAAGUGAACGUGUCGGAUUACAAACACUGGACUCCCCUACACAUAGCCGUUACGAAGAUGCACAAAGAAAUAACAGAACUUCUACUGAAGAACGAUGCCAACAUACACGCGAUGUUACCCCAUUCCUUGUCACCAAACAGGGGAAAAACUACAGCCAGCAUGUGCAUUCAUUUUGCAGCCAUUAAAGGGAGCAAAGAAAUAACAAAGUUGUUGCUACAUUAUGGGGCCAAAAUUAAUGACACGGAUUUGUCCAAUAGGACAGCUCUACACUAUGCUGCCUAUCGAAAUAAUUCAGAUUAUUUGAAGUUUUUAAUUUAUGAGGAGAAGGCCAAGAUUAACAUCUUUGAUGUGCAUAAUAGGCUGCCUAUCCACUCGGCCUGCUUGGGCGGCGUCUUAAAGAACGUCCAGUUGUUGGCAGAGAAUAAAAGCUUCCUGCAGAAGAGGGACAUUUAUAAUAUGAGUCCAAUGGAUAUUGCCACUAUUAAGAAGUUUAAGAAUAUAAGGAAGUUUCUGGCCAAGUACAUUAAUGAGAAUUAUUCCCCGAGCGAUGCGGAGGGGGCAGAGCAGGAGAAGAAGAAUAUCACCCACGUGGAAACGAAGAACACCCACGUGGAAACGAAGAACGCCCACGUGGAAGCGAAGAAGGCCCACGUGGAAGUGAAGAACGAGGGGGAAAAUCCGAAAAAUACGGGCGACCUACCCCCGCCUGAAGACGAAGGCGACGAACAGAAAAUGGACCCCAAAGAAUUCUACAACGACAAUAAGAUGAUUAAAGACAUUUUAACGACAACCAUCAGUACCAUCCUGAAGGAAAGAAAUCGAGACCAAAUCAAAAGAGUAGUGGACUCCUUAGGCGUUUAUAUAUCCUUGAGCCUUCUAGAGAAAACCAUUUUGAUACAGAACUAUGGUGGCAUAGACAUGGUUAGUAAAGAGGGUAAGAGAACCAACGGGGGGGUCUUUUUUUACCUCAUAAAGUACAUGUACAAAAAUGAUAUCAUUUCAAAGUUUAAGUAUGACUACAUUGUGGAGGAGGAGAAGGAGAAGAAAAAGACCUACAGGAAGUUAAAAAAAAAGCUGCUGCAGGAGGAGGAGAAUGCCAAGGGUGGCAAUGUGAAGGAUAGCAAUGUGAAAGACAUCGACGGGGGGCUCAGCGGGGAAGCUCCCCCCGAGGGGAAGAAUAAGAAGAAAAAGAACGAUAAAAUUAUGGGUCAAUCCAAGGGCAUUCGCAAUGGCAGUGUAGUCGUCAAUAGUUCGAAAGGGGCUAUCAUGGAGAAUGUGCAAAAUGGUAUUACGCCGGUGGUCAGUGCUAACCGUAAUAAGGCGUUAACAGGUUCCAAGACGCCGAAAACUACAUAUGGUAAGAACGCCCUGAGUACCCAUAACGCGGAAGUGAAGCAUACCGGUGGUGAGCAAGUGGUCUCAUUGUCCCCAAUGGUAGCAGUUGGCACAGUCCACAAAUACAAUUUUAACUCAUUAGCUGCGAAAAACGCGAGGAAUAACACACAUUUUGGUAAUCUCCAGAGUGACCACCCGAGCAACGCUGAAGAGGGAAAAAAUAAAAAAAAAACGAAAAAAAAAAAAAAUAAUAAUAAUAUUAACAAUGAUAAUAAUACUAAUAAUAGGGCUCAAGUUGUUGGGAUGGACACCCAAGCGGGUACCCCCAACAACUGUGUGACAAAAGCGAAUGUGGGCUCGUCCUUCAUAAAUUUAGUGCAAAAUUCGUACAGCAGCAUGCAUAACAUGGUCGAGACGCAGGGGAACGUUGAUUGGGUGUAUGGCGGCGGUUGCAACGGUUUCGACAGUUUCGACAAUUUCGGAAGCUUCGGCCACUGGAACAGUGUUAUGAGCCUGAACUGCCGCCCCCCGCGCAGGAACCAAGUCAACAUGAACUUCCGUAACGGCAACAACCAGGUCAGCAUGAACAGCCGCAACGGCAAUCAGUAUAGCAAUGGCAAGUCAAUUCGGAGCUACCAGAAUGAGUUCCCAAUCCCGUAUGUGAACGGGGUGCAAAAGAGUGUCUAUGACUACACGCGCUGUACGGAGAACCCCGGGGGAUACCGACAUAACCAAAACGUGUACAUGGUGAACAACUUGUACAACCCGCAAGCGAAUGGGAAACAGAAAAUGCUUUCAAGCAACUUGAGCGAUGGACGCUUUCGGGGCUACCCCAAGAUGUAG
Molecule: messenger RNA, 5292 nt
Organism: Plasmodium coatneyi
Lineage: Eukaryota; Apicomplexa; Aconoidasida; Haemosporida; Plasmodiidae
Product: Ankyrin-repeat protein
Exons: 1
Coding region: 1-5292 (1763 amino acids)
Molecular function (GO): protein binding
Source: RefSeq, a predicted model, not a curated record